AUGGCGUCGAAAACAGCUUCCCAGAUCUCUUUGCCAGAAGCCCGCGGCCUCAAGUACGAUGAAUCCGACAUGGCACUCUUCCAUGCCAAGCUUUCCUAUCGUUCCACCAUUGAAAAGCGAAUGACCUCGAAGGACUCCAAUCUUGUCUCGAUAGCGGACCAUCAAGGAAAGCUUCUCAAGCGCUGGGAAAUGUUAAAGCAGGUGGAGAAGGAGAUGGCGGAAAAGGGGAAGAGUCUGUCCCCGGCAGAGAAGAAACAGUUGGCGCAAUACGAAUGGCGGUAUAAGCAACUAGAGGAAGUUGCAACUGACAAGAGUGGGUAA
Aspergillus tanneri is the source of this 321-nucleotide messenger RNA. RefSeq lists its product as uncharacterized. Lineage: Eukaryota; Fungi; Ascomycota; Eurotiomycetes; Eurotiales; Aspergillaceae. The record is from RefSeq and is a predicted model, not a curated record. The transcript has a single exon. The coding region runs from base 1 to 321 and encodes 106 amino acids.